CUCUCUAGCAUUCUUCCUCCUUGUGUCUUUGCGCGGGGCUGUUCUGCACAGGCUUUGAGGGCUGUAAGUUUAGAUAGAGGAGCCUUCUGUGAGCUUUCUUGGAAAGGCAGGGUGCAAUGCGAGGCUUGUGGGAGGGAAAGAACCCUUUGGGCCAUCCGUGCUGCCGCCACCGCUGCCACCACCACCACCACCACCGGCUCUGUGGUUUGCCUGCCCCUUGCACAGGGGCGGCUCCUGUUAUGUAAUAUCAGCAGCCCCCAGGGAGGCGAGGCAAGGCGAGGCGGGACACAGACUGUACAGCUCUGGCUACCUGGACUGCAUGGGGAAUGUGGCAGUGAUGGAAGCACCCUGAAGUCCCAAAGCAACCCAGCCUGGAAAGAGAAAAAGCUGCUCGCCUCUUCGGAGAACUGGGGGGGCAGGGGGUGCUUUUUUCUCCUGCAGGUCCUGCAGGGAAAGUCUCUCUCCCCCCUCUACCUCCCUUCAAGCUGCUCACCUGGCUAGGCAGCUAGGAAUUCCAGCAGGAACGGAGUGGGCACCCUCCCGACUUCAUGAAUGUCUGAUCCAGGCAGCUGCACGCUGCAGAUUCACAAAGCCAGCUCUGAGAAUUUUGCUGCCACGGCUGAUUUGGGGGGGCCCCUGCUGGAGCAGACGUGGGGCAGGAUCUGGCCAGACAAAAUGCCCCCCUGCCCACCCCAGCAAGGAUGGCCUCGGAGCACCUUCCUCCCUUUGUACAACCCAUUGGCUGCAGGGGAGUCUGGCUCACAAGGCGAGGCGGAGCUGACCUGGCAAGAGAUCCUGUCAAUCUCAGAACUGCAGGGUCUUGACAUGCGAACGGAGAACUGUUACGAUCCUGUUGUGUGUGGUCAUGCACAACAGGCAAUGCCACCUCAUGGCUAUCUACCAUGCACAGGGAUGGGGGACAAUGCAAUUUCCGGUUUCAACCAUUCUGCUCCAGCAUAUGAGUGUCCAUACCCAGAAACUCUGCCGGGCUAUUGCACCGUCUACAACUACACAGGCAUGCUGAUCUCAUCUUCUCUUGAACCUCCAGGACCUGCCAGUCUGGGUGGGUGUAAAGAGGGACAAGGAAUGGUGUUGGAGAAAGAUUUUACAAGUGGCUUCGGAUCCCACGGGUCUCGUAAAUCCCAGGAAGACUUUGAAUCAGACUCUGGAUUGUCACUAAACUACAGUGAUGCAGAGUCCUUAGAGGCAGAGGGGCUGGAGCGGGCAGAAUAUACAUCUUUAUACCCCAUGGACCAUGUAUCAACCUACCCAAUGUUGGCACCAGUGCCAGAGAUGCCCUUCUCUGGUUCAUACCCAGAACAUUCGUUGGAGAAGGGACGGAGUCCUCAUGGAGAAGUGGCUGGCAGUCGGGAUGAACGUCGAGCCUUAGCUAUGAAAAUCCCCUUUCCAGUCGAUAAGAUCAUCAACUUGCCAGUGGACGACUUUAAUGAGCUGGUGUCCCGCUUCCCUCUGAGCGAGCCUCAGCUGGCACUGAUCCGAGACAUCCGCCGUCGUGGGAAGAACAAAGUAGCAGCCCAAAAUUGUCGGAAGCGUAAACUAGAGACACUUGUGCAGCUGGAGCGAGAGCUGGAUGAGUUGAACAGGGAAAGGCAGCGCUUAUUACGGGAUCGUGGUGAAUUCAACAGGACAAUGGCACUCACCAAGCAGAAGUUGGGGGUGCUUUACCAUCAAAUUUUUUGUAUGUUAAGAGAUGAAUCUGGCAACACCUACUCUCCAGAGGAGUAUACAUUGCAACUCGCUCCUGAUGGUGGUGUCUUUCUUGUCCCACGCAAUGAACAGCCAGACAGUUGCACAGAAAACUGCACAAACCAUGGUGGGAACUGAAUGGUACCAACCAUCCAAACUGGAGUUUUUAAAAGGGAUACAUAACACUUCCUAUGGAGCCAAUUUGAAACUGCAAAUACCUGAACUUAUUCACAACUUGAACUUGUGUGAUUUAUGUUCAGGUCUGGGCCCAUCUUGAAUAACACACAGCCAAAAUAUCAGGUCAAUUUUUAUAUGUAUCAGAGGACAAUUAGGCCCAGGGUGAUUAGAAUGCUGAAGAAUUCAUCAGCCUAGGCCAGCCAACGUAUGCCGUUACUCUGUUUUUGAACCACUAAUUCCCAUAGGCUUAAUCCCUGUGCACUACUGCAAAGGGGCUUCUCCCUGAUUUUUUUAAAUCAAUGCUAGCAUUUUGACUUUGUUUUUUAAUUUCUUUAAAAAAAUGAUUAAGCAGGCUACAGCAAUGACAGGGUUAUGAUCUGAGUUUACAUCAGCUCCAAAGUAAGUUUUCAUAAAUUUUACAGUUUUGGCACCCUUGGUCAACAAUAUAAUCUAUUUUAUCUUUUACAUUUUAAUGCCAUUUUAUGAACAUUUUCAUGUGUACUGUCUCCUUGGUGCAAGCUGUACAUACAUUGAUGGCACUACUUCACAGAACUCUUUGUUCUCUUAUCACAAUUUCAUGUCCAUACACAAGCUACUUUGUCUUAGCAUUAAACCCUCCCCCACCCUAAAAUUUAGGUGUUGCUUUUUUGUAUGCCUUGUAACAGCUGAUUUUUUUCCUGCUACUGUACUUACAUUAAUCUGAUUUCAAACUCAUUGAUUCCCACCACAUAGACUAUCAAGAGAACAAAAAGGUAACAAAAAUUAAAGGGGGGGGGAACAAGAACAAAGCAAAUAAGUGAUGCAACUGUAUGUAUUAUUGAGGUGAUUCAUAAAGAUGUCAAUAAGAUCACACUCAAAUAGAUACUGUAUGUUAUGUGCUGUCAAGUCAGAAUGGAAUUAUAGGGACCCUUACACGAUUUUUCAAGGUAAGUGAAAUAUUUAAGGAGUGGUCUUAUUAGUUCCUC
Molecule: messenger RNA, 2849 nt
Organism: Pogona vitticeps (central bearded dragon)
Lineage: Eukaryota; Metazoa; Chordata; Lepidosauria; Squamata; Agamidae
Gene: NFE2
Product: nuclear factor, erythroid 2
Biological process (GO): regulation of transcription by RNA polymerase II
Cellular component (GO): nucleus
Molecular function (GO): DNA-binding transcription factor activity, RNA polymerase II-specific; RNA polymerase II cis-regulatory region sequence-specific DNA binding
Source: RefSeq, a predicted model, not a curated record